Mangifera indica (mango) is the source of this 1311-nucleotide messenger RNA. Its product is annotated as protein EXORDIUM-like 3. The transcript has a single exon. The record is from RefSeq and is a predicted model, not a curated record. NCBI's taxonomy places the organism in Eukaryota, Viridiplantae, Streptophyta, Magnoliopsida, Sapindales, Anacardiaceae. The coding region runs from base 139 to 1161 and encodes 340 amino acids.
CUCAAAUCUAAUUAAUUUUUUCAAGAAUUCAAAAUAUUAUUAAUCUAAUUCCCUCUCCCUAUAUAUAGCCUCAUUGCCCUAUCGCCACACUGGUGGUCUUACUUUACCAUUUCAAACAAACACACCCACUUUACUAAAAUGUCACCGCUUACGGUGCUCCUCACCCUCACAGUCACCGUAGUUACCCUACUCCUCAGUGUCUCUCCCUCCGCCGCCUGGCGCCCGUGGCCCAGCACCAAAUACAACACCUCCGAUUUCAUCUACGGUAACUCUAAAAAAUACGAGGGCUCUUCCGAGUUCGUACACAUGAAAUACCACAUGGGGCCUGUCCUUAGUGCCAACAUCACCGUACACACUAUAUGGUACGGCACGUGGCAGAAGACUCAGAAGAAGAUCAUCCGUGAGUUCAUCAGCUCAAUCUCCGCCGUUAACGCUAAGCAUCCAUCGGUUGCCGGCUGGUGGAAGACGGUGCAGCUUUACACUGACCAAACCGGGAAAAAUAUUUCCAGUACGGUACUUUUGGGCCGGGAGAAAAACGAUCGUUUUUACUCCCACGGCAAGAGACUCACGCGCUUGUCCAUUCAGUCCGUGAUUAAAAGCCACGUCACGGCUAAAUCAAAUCCGUUACCGAUAAAUCCCAAGAGCGGGCUCUACCUUUUGCUCACAUCGGAUGACGUGUACGUCCAGGAUUUCUGCGGGCAAGUGUGUGGGUUCCACUACUUCACUUUCCCAUCAAUUGUGGGUUACACUUUACCGUACGCAUGGGUUGGCAACUCAGCGAAGUUUUGCCCAGGGGUGUGCGCCUACCCCUUCGCUGUACCGGAUUAUAUCCCCGGAUUAAAGCCGGCGAAGUCACCAAACGGCGACGUAGGAGUUGACGGAAUGAUAAGCGUAAUUGGUCACGAGAUUGCUGAGCUGGCAACGAACCCAUUAAUCAACGCUUGGUAUGCAGGACCCGACCCGGUUGCUCCGGUGGAGAUAGCUGAUUUGUGUGAGGGUAUUUAUGGAACCGGAGGGGGUGGGUCGUACACGGGACAAUUAUUGGACGGCGAAGAUGGUGCCACGUACAACAUGAAUGGAAUCAGGCGGAGGUACUUGCUUCAGUGGGUUUGGAGCAACGUGGUAAAUUAUUGUACUGGACCUAAUGCACUUGAUCAGUAAUUUCGAGGUUUUGCUGGGGGUUUCUGGUAAUUUAGAUAUUUGGAUUUUUGUUUUUGGUUUAUGGAUGCUUAUGGAUAAUUAGUUAAGGUAGUUAAAGUUUGUUAAUUACAUGUAAUAAUAAUUAUUGAUAUACUUAUUUUUGCAUACAAA